Messenger RNA from Phyllopteryx taeniolatus (common seadragon), 1290 nucleotides. Its product is annotated as claudin-7-like. The transcript is spliced from 4 exons. Gene Ontology annotation, cellular component: plasma membrane; bicellular tight junction. Gene Ontology annotation, molecular function: structural molecule activity. The record is from RefSeq and is a predicted model, not a curated record. Gene Ontology annotation, biological process: cell adhesion; bicellular tight junction assembly. Bases 411 to 1157 code for a protein of 248 amino acids. Lineage: Eukaryota; Metazoa; Chordata; Actinopteri; Syngnathiformes; Syngnathidae.
UGAAAGUGAUGAAUUUCGCUUUUGACCUCCACCAGGGAGCAUUUCCUUUUGAUUGUACGGUAUAAACUCAAAAUGAGACGAAAUUACACCCAAACAUUUGUUUCCUGCUUGUUAAACCCGCAAAUCAGCACUAAAUCUCGUGACACGUUAAGUCAAGUUGAGAAUCAUUUUGAUCUUUCUAAGCAUUGUUUUGGAUACAUUCCUUUUGAGUGACAGCAGAUGACCUGCAAACAAAGUCUGUUUGACAGUCCACAAAGUCCACAAACUCUCUCUCACACACACACACACAAGGUGUUUUUUUUUUUUUUUUAUUAAUUAAAACAAUCAAAAUCCAACUUCAUAACUAAUGAUCUCGAAAGAAGUUCCAAAUCGUCAUUGAAUCGAAUUCCCAUGAAGUGAAGCCGGUGUAAAUGUUAACGAUGCUAAUGAUUUGUUUGAGGCUGUCGCAGAGGUUCGAGGUGAAACUUGGCCGCGUAAACGCCGACGUGUGUUCUGGAGGGUCGACCUCCUGCAGAGUUCGUCGACCCGAAACGCGCCUCAGAGCCAUCGAGGCCUUUGAGCGAGCGACCCGAAAGCACCGCAGCUCCACUUCGCCCUCCACUUCCAGACUCGAGCGGACGCGCACGAUGGCGGCGGGCCUGCACAUUUGCGGCCUGGUGGCGGGCGUGCUGUCGUGGUGCCUUCAGUCGAGCUGCACGUCGUCGCAGCUGUGGAAGGUCCGCAGUCAGGCCGAAUCUCUGAGCAGCAGCCAUUGGCAGUUCGAGGGCCUCUGGAUGAGCUGCGCCGCCACCUCGCUCGGAACGCUGCAGUGCAACAAGUUCAAGACGCUGAUCGGUCUGCCAGGUUCGAGCUGGGCACGGGACUUUAUCUGGGCUGGGCAGCUUCCGGUGUGGCGCUGCUGGGUGGCGCAAUGCUCUGUUGCUCCUACAGGAGGAGCUCUUCCUCCUCCUCCUCUCCUCCCGCACGAUAUUUUUCGUCCUCGAAGAGCGGUCAAGGUCACGGCGCGAACAUCUACCGAGCGCCACACGCCGCCUCCUGCGACGACGGCGCCAACGCUUACGUGUGAGCGGGCGGUGCCUGAACGCACCGUCGCAGCUCCACCAGGAUUCGUGAAAGUCUCGAUCUUUGUGUGUUUUUGUAACCGUUUUGCUCUUUGACUUUUGUGUCACUUUUGUGUUGUGAUUUAGGCCACGUGCCGCCAAAAUUGAGACUCACGACUUCAUCGUAAUCUGUUUAGUAAUAAAGAGGUUUCAUAUUCCUUUCGUAAUAAAAAUGUCUUGCGUUAAGCCC